Molecule: messenger RNA, 816 nt
Organism: Echinostoma caproni
Lineage: Eukaryota; Metazoa; Platyhelminthes; Trematoda; Plagiorchiida; Echinostomatidae
Source: the annotation of a GenBank genome assembly
GAGCUUCUCUUGCGGUAUGGUUAUAUCGACUCAGAUGAGUCAAACGCAAAUCCAAUAGAUGUGGAAAGUGACCCAAGAAAGUCUAAAUGGAGUGCAUACGAAGCGCAUAACGGGUCGCUAAUGGAUCCACCUAAGGAAUAUGUGUCUGGGCUGAAGCAGUUUCAACAGCGGUAUGGUCUUCCGGUAACAGGAGAGUUAGAUGCUACCACGUCCGCUUUGCUCACAGCUCCCAGAUGCGGGAAUCCUGACCAGCCAAUCUUCAAUCGAACACGCAUGCCUCAAUUUCACGUUCGACAAAGAACACCGGUUGGCGAAGCCAGUGCAUCUGAACGCCGGUUACGUCGAACAAAACGGUAUUUAAUUGGUGAUGAAAAAAUGAAAUGGACAAAGAAGAAACUGACUUGGCAGAUUCGAAACUAUCCGUCCCAUUCACUCUCCCGAGUUCGCACACACGCUGUGUUCCAGCACACCUUCAACAUGUGGUCCAAAGUGGUUGAUUUAGAUUUUGUCGAGGAGAAGGACUACUCAAAGUCACCGGACAUUGAGAUCAUUUUCGGUGCGGAAAAACACGGCGACUCAAUACCUUUUGACGGACCCGGUGGUGUACUAGCCCACGCGUUUUAUCCUACUCCUGAUGACGUAUACUCGUUUGCUGGGGAUGCACACUUUGAUGACGCCGAGACCUGGAACGAUGGACCUCAUAAAGGUGAGUUGAAAUUGCUGACGUCAAUGAUGCAUCAAUGCUUAAUUUGCGUGCUUGAAUCCAAUCUUCAUUGCCGAACUAUUUGCCUCCUCAUUUCUCUAAGUAUUUUAUGA